This is a messenger RNA of Austrofundulus limnaeus, 1362 nucleotides long. It is a transcript of the gene psen2, whose product is annotated as presenilin 2. Gene Ontology annotation, biological process: membrane protein ectodomain proteolysis; Notch signaling pathway; protein processing. The record is from RefSeq and is a predicted model, not a curated record. Gene Ontology annotation, cellular component: membrane; gamma-secretase complex. Gene Ontology annotation, molecular function: aspartic endopeptidase activity, intramembrane cleaving. NCBI's taxonomy places the organism in Eukaryota, Metazoa, Chordata, Actinopteri, Cyprinodontiformes, Rivulidae.
GCUGGUGCAGGCCAGGAUCAGCAGGCGGAGCCGUCCAGGUGUGGACGGCGGCGGAUCGGAUCAGGAGCUGGAGGCUGAGGAGGAGGAGCUUCCUCUGAAGUACGGGGCGAAGCACGUCAUCAUGCUCUUCAUUCCCGUCACCCUCUGCAUGGUGGUGGUGGUCGCCACCAUCAAGUCCGUCAGCUUCUACUCCGAAAAGACCAACCAGCAGCUGAUCUACACGCCGUUCACAGAGGACACCCCGAACGUCGCCCGCCGCCUCCUCAACUCCGUCCUCAACACCAUCAUCAUGAUCAGCGUCAUCGUGGUCAUGACCAUCCUGCUGGUGGUCCUCUACAAGUACCGCUGCUACAGGAUGAGGAGGCGGAGCAGAACGACAGGAGGGCGGAGCCUCAGGGUCAGCUGCAGAGCAGGAUUUCAGAAGAAGAGCUGGAGGAGGAGCGUGGGGUGAAGCUGGGGCUCGGGGAUUUCAUCUUCUACAGCGUUCUGGUGGGAAAAGCUGCGGCCACGGGCGGAGACUGGAACACCACCAUCGCCUGCUUUGUCGCCAUCCUCAUUGGCCUGUGCCUGACUCUGCUGCUGUUGGCCAUCUUUAAGAAGGCUCUACCAGCACUGCCCAUCUCCAUCACCUUCGGCCUCAUCUUCUACUUCUCCACUGACUUCCUGGUGCAGCCCUUCAUGGACAGCCUGGCCAAUCACCAGUUCUACAUCUGAGACGAGGCCCCGCCCACUUCACCUGACUCCUCGUUACYUUGAUGCUGAAAGUCUGCUGAUGCACCAAGACUAUUUCCUGUGCAGGCCUGGGCGCCACAGGAAGUGAUGUAACGGUUACAGGAAGUUAUCAGUUUGUCUUUGCUCAGGUGUUGGUUAGAGAAUAAGCUCCGCCUCUAAUCGUUUUGUCUUUAGGAUUCUCUCUGAGGAUUCAGAGCUUCAGUAACAUUUAUUCAUUGAGGGUGCUUGUUGUGAUUGGCUGAUGCUGCAGGUAAACACACCUCCUACAUUUGUAGACUCACCUGAGACCUGCCCUGCUGCUCAGCCUGUAAGGAGCUGAUGUAUGGGAGCCUGAAGAGGACAUUAUUAUUAAAAAUAAGAAUAUACGGAGCCCUGAAGUGGGCGGAGCUACUGGUUUCAGAUUAAAAUUAKUUUGUUUUAUUAAAAACAGAAAAACCUCAAAGAAAACAUUCAAAUAAAAGUCUGACAGUUCAUGAAGCUUAUAUUUUGAAAUAUUUGUAACAAACUGUGACUGUUGAUGAGCGGAGGGCUCAGCUGAACCGGCUCAGCUGUCUCAACCCACAGGAAACAGGAAUUAUUAUAAAAUACAAAAUCCUUCAAAAUAAAAGCCUGAGGCCAAAUUGACCUAAA